UCCUCUUCUCCAGUUCUUUUCUCCCCCUCCUCACGAUUCUCCUCUCUCCCAACAACUCCUCUAUCCUCCUAAGGGUGGUGAGAGAGUAGAGAAGAGGAAGCAAUGGAUUCCCAAAGGAGCUCAGGGGCCAGUCUAGCUCGGACUCCUUCUUCCCUCCUCCACUCCUCCCCCCAGAGCCUCUCCACCUUGGCCGAAGAGGACAAUGACGAGGAGAAGCCACCCCGGCCCCGCCCCUCACCAUCCUUCACACCUCUCCUCCUAUCCCUCCCCUUCUUCCUUCUCCUCUUCCUCUACUUCAAAAAGGAGUCUUUUUUCUCCGAGAACCUCCUCCUUGCCUCCGCCGCCAUCUCCGUCGCCUCCGUGAUCGCCCUCCGAUGGAAAGUUCUCAGCGUUGGCCGCACCACCCGGGGGAGUGGGUCGGUCCAGUGGUUUAUCAGCGAUGAAGAUAGGAUUUUGAGGAAGGGGAAGGGGAGCAUUGGGAGGAUAGUGAGGGAAGGAGUGGAGUUUUAUAGCAAUGGGGAUGUAUAUGAGGGGGAGUUCCACAUGGGGAGGUGUAAUGGGAGCGGCGUGUAUAGUUUCCGUGGGAAGGCAAGGUAUGAGGGGGAUUGGGUUGAUGGGAAGUAUGAUGGGUAUGGGGUGGAGAGCUGGACAAGGGGGAGUCGAUACAGGGGACACUACCGGCAGGGUCUGCGGCAUGGGUUUGGAGUGUAUCAGUUCUACAAUGGAGAUAGCUAUGCUGGGGAGUGGCUCGGUGGGCAGAGCCAUGGGAGUGGAGUGCAGACUUGCUCUGAUGGGAGCUGCUAUGUGGGGGAAUUCAUGUGUGGAGUUAAGCAUGGGCUCGGGUGCUACCAUUUCAGGAAUGGUGACAGAUAUAGUGGUGAGUACUUCGGAGACAAAAUCCAUGGUUUCGGAGUCUAUCACUUUGCUAGUGACCACUGCUAUGUGGGCUCAUGGCAUGAAGGCUGGAGACAAGGUUUCGGAACAUACACAUUCCGAAAUGGUGAAAUGAGAUCAGGGGAGUGGGAUUGUGGUGUUUUAAAGAUCUCCCUCCCCCCAUCAGAUCCUGCUGUCCAACGAGCUGUUCAGGCUGCAAGAAAGGCUGCAGAGAAUGUUAUCAUCCUUGCCCGGGUAGAUGAGCUGGUAAAUAAGGCGGUCGCCGCUGCAAAUAGAGCAGCCAUUGCUGCUAGAGUUGCUGCGGUCAAAGCCGUCCAGAACCAAAUGGAUGCAAAGUUGUGUUACACGAAUCACAAAUGUGUGAGGUUAUGCCUCAUUUAAUCUGUUAACUUUAGCUACUAAUUUAUAAACUUGUCGGAGAGCUACCAAUCAGGCAGGCAGUUUAAUACCUACCUGAUCUGAGUGAGAGAAUAAAGAGUGAGAGAAGUAUCUAGCAGCAGAUGCUUGGGAUCUGAUCUACAGACCCACAUCCUUCCCACGUCUGUAAUAUGUACAUAAGCCCACAUGUAUGUGAUUUGAAUAUGAGUUUCUCAGA
Molecule: messenger RNA, 1489 nt
Organism: Elaeis guineensis (African oil palm)
Lineage: Eukaryota; Viridiplantae; Streptophyta; Magnoliopsida; Arecales; Arecaceae
Source: RefSeq, a predicted model, not a curated record